CGCAUACAAAAAAAACAUCUACGGUGAGCCACGAUAACUUGAUUACAUGGAAUCUCCAUCUACAGCUUCUAGAGUACAUUAAAGAAUAUCCAUCUUAACACUUAUCCCAGCUUCUCGGUAUUGUCAGUCUGAGUUAUGGGGUCGAAGUAGCUCAGAGACAUUUCAAUCAAUCACGUGAUUGGAUUUAUGGAUUUUAAUCUAUUGAGUUUGGCUGUUGGGAGAUGAGGCUUGGCGUAAAUAUUCAAUCAAUGCCUUUCUCGAUCAAACCGGACUUUAUAAGCUUCGUUGCGGGAGAAGAAAAACCUGGGAUCUGUCGUUGCCCCGAGAAACCACCGCAUCCAGGGAUGGAUGGGAUGUAAACAACUCUUGUCAUUGCGACGGCAGCAACAGCCAGGGUCGAUCACCUUCUUCUCCUCUCCAACUGCACCUUUUUCCAAGAUGUCAUCUUUUUGUUUUUAAGGAGCGGUAGUCUCUCUCAUUUCUUUGGCUUCUGCAGGAAUAACUCUUUUUGUGCUGCCGCUGGUCCAUGCUGGGCGGAUCAGGCCCAUCUUCUAUUCCAAACAAAGCCUGCUGGUAUUUGGCGGCUUUGUCCAGAACUGCUCACAAUGCCUGGACCUGUCUCAGAAGCCCCGAGCGUGUCUUUGUCCUUUGCGAAUAAUUUUUGGGGUAAAGAUGACGCAGGCGUUUCCCCAAUGCUAGAGCGCGUUCACAAUGCCAAAACUACGUGCGAUGAACUGAAAGCCUUCUACAGCACCCGCGCUGCCAUAGAGGAUGAAUACGCAAGAAAGCUCCUGAUAUUAUGCAGAAAAGCUCUCGGUUCUAGUGAGUCCGGGACGUUGCGCGCCUCACUUGAUACCGUUCGCGCAGAGACAGAAGCGAUUGGCAAGACACAUGCAGCUAUUGCUUCUCAGAUGAAAAGUGAGUUAGAAGAACCAUUAGCUGCUUUUGCUGGUGGUAUGAAAGAACGCCGUAAGAUUGUACAGAAUGGCAUUGAAAAGCUUCUCAAAACCAAAAUACAGCAAAUGCAUGCUGUCAACAAGUCACGAGACCGCUAUGAACAAGACUGUCUCCGGAUCAAAGGUUACUUGGCCCAAGGACACAUGGUCAUGGGACAGGAAGAACGCAAGAACAAGGCAAAACUGGAGAAGACGCAGAUACAACUAGCUUCCAAUAGCAGCGAGUACGAAGCUGCUAUAAAAGUACUCGAGGAAACAACCGGCCGCUGGAAUAAAGAGUGGAAGGCUGCUUGCGAUAAAUUUCAAGAUUUGGAAGAAGAAAGGCUAGAUUUUACUAAGAGUAGUCUAUGGAAUUAUGCAAAUAUUGCUUCGACUGCGUGCGUUAGCGACGAUGCUUCCUGUGAAAGAAUCCGGGUAUCUCUUGAGAGUUGUGAGGUAGAAAAGGAUAUCAGCACAUUCAUAAUGGAGAGGGGGACAGGACAGGAAAUCCCUGAUCCGCCCAAGUAUAUUAAUUUUUGCCGCGGAGACCUUAACGAUACCUCCUCAGAAACAUCCGAAGAAGAGAGCUAUUCGGUUGCACAGUUCCAGCGAACCAUUAAUCCAGCAUACAGAAGCUCUUCACCCGCACCUUCUAGUCAUGAAUCUCAUCAUGAACCCCAGGCAAACCUCGUGACAAGGCAAGUGGCACAUCCUGAUCCGUCCACACCGGCAAGCAGAGAAUCUACUGUGACCCCACAGCGAACACAGAAGCUACAGAGCUCACAGCAGCAGCAGCAGCAACAACAACAACAACAACAACAACAACAACAACAACAACAACAACAACAACAACAACAACAACAACAACAACAACAACAACAACAACAACAACAACAACAACAACAACAACAAUUACAACAACAGCAGCCGCCUCCUCCUCUUGAUCUCCGACGUGGAGGACAAGUUCCACCUAAUUAUCAGCCCAACCACCAUGGUGAUAUCCCAAACGUGCCUCACAAUGAGUAUCCUACCGACGGAAUGACAAUGUUCUGCAGAACCGGGCCACCUUCUGAAAGAAGCAGUGGAACCAGUGCCAAUCGGCCAUCUAGCAGAGACUCUCAUAGUGACAUCUCCAACCCAACUUCGUUCUCCAGUAUGGAGCCACCCAGUGCCAAACAAUCCCCUAAGAAACCAGUUAACGGCACUGCUCUUCCCGGGAUGGUUGCUAGUAAACAAGUCCAGAAAAAGAGGAGUGGAUUUUUCAGCAACAGUCCUUUCCGGAGAAAGAGUAAGCAUGAUAAGGAGCGUCAAGUUACGGCUCCUACGAACCGUAGCACUUGGUCUGCACCACCGCAAAAACAAACAAGCCCGAUUAGGCCAAAAUAUGAAAAGCCAAAAUAUGAUGUUGGUCGCCCUUCAGGAACCCCUGAACCCGUUGACCCAAGAGCCAAUUUCCAGCUAAACAUUGGCAAUAAUGUUUUCGACGUUGCUUCGCCAGAUGGCGCUCCUCCUGCGGCCACAAAUGCAACUAAAGACGGAGAUGACCUGGACCCCAUAGCCCAAGCCCUUGCCGAUCUCAAAGGAGUGGGGAAACAGUCAUCAGUUCGCGUCUCAGCUGAUCGGUAUCAUGGAAUUACGACACCGGUCCCUCCAAGUGUCGCCUCUAGCAGCAUAGUAGAUGGGAAUAUCGCUGCUGCCCAGCGUGGCACUCCGCCUCCAGCAUACAAUGAUCAAUCAGUGAAGCGACUUGGUGCUCCCCAGCCAGCAUUUACCUCAGCCCAGAUGCAGAAAACUACCCGUAAAUAUGUUGGACAAACGCAGGAGAUGUUCAACAACAACUCUACCCGGACGAACCAGGCUGAAAAUAGAGUCAAUCAGGCAAUUCCCCGAGCUAUAUCCCCUGCACCACGAAGAAGCCUAAGCCCCCAGCCUCCCCCGUCCCGUGGAGGGGAGCCGCGCCAGCAGUACGACAGCCGAAACAAUCCUAGCCCUUCCUCUUACCACUCUCACUCAGGCAGCAUGGGCAGCAGAUAUCGCCAAUCUCCAACCGUAACCCCGACAAAAGUAAUUGCUAGUCAUUCAUAUUCGCCGCAGCAGUACUCUCGUCAUGGGUCCCCAAAUGACGUUCAAGUACAACGCGCCGUUUCGCCUCAACCACAGUUUAGACGGCAGGAACGGCCAUCUAGUGCGAGCGGAAUGGAACUUCAGCUGUCACAUAGUCAAGUUGACCCGUAUGGCGGCGGGCAUACCCAUGAUUAUGGAAACCACGCUACUCGGGGCAACUCACGGCCAAUGUCAAUGUACUAUGGCUCCGCACCGGACGUUAGCCAAGGCAGUCGUGCCAGAAGCAGGAGUGUCGCAACUACAGAUGGUAAUCAGCAGCUCAGUGUGGAUGUGCGUCCGGUGUUACAUUAUGCGCGUGCAAUGUACAGUUAUACCGCUGCUAUCCCUGAGGAGCUCGGCUUCACCAAGGGGGAUAUACUCGCGGUCCUCAGACACCAAGACGAUGGAUGGUGGGAAGCAGAAGUAACCGGGCCCCAGCGAACCCACCCUGGCCUAGUCCCGAGCAAUUAUCUCCAGCACUGCUAAAAUAAAUAAAUAAAUAACUAAUAAUUUUUUAAAACGAACCGCUCACCACGAUUUAAAUGUCAACGACGACGUACCCCUCACCGAUUGAUUUUGGUGCCCUCUUGCUAAUUCGAUCUACCAGCCCAAAACACCUACGCCCGCGCAGACGCUUACGCCCGGUUUCUUUGAUAGAUCUGGGCUGCGAUGGUUGUUGUAGAGCGUCAUUUUUCAAUUCAUAAAGAAUAUCCCUGUGAUAAUUCAUAAACCAGUGAUAUUUAUAAAUCCAAUUUGCGUUUUUUUUUUCCUCUUGAAACUGUGCACACCUCCCUCAUUUCUUUUGUUUUAGCAAUGUGUUCCAGAAUGGCCUCUUUGAUCUUGUUGGUUGCUUUUCUUCUAUUUACCCUUUAUUUCGAUUUCGAUAUGUUUUGUUUUGAUUAUAUUUGAUUCAAGCAGGCCAAUGUGCUUUUGACUCUGACUUCGUUUCCCGUUACUCCCCUUGCUGACCAUGCACCCUUUUUUCCCCUUCAGCGUUAUUUAUAUAUCUUGGACGAGUAGCUUAAUUGAAAUCCGAAUGAAGCUUAUGACAUUUAAUUAUCAAGCCGUUAAUGUGAAGCUAGGGAAUAAUAUAUGAUCCACGUACGUAGAUUCUCACCAAAUAAAUGAAGUUGAUUGCUGCUGCUCCAUCGACAAGGAGGCUUGCAUCGGAAGUGGUAAGCAGUAAUGAGAAUCUAACAAAUAGAGCGCAUAUAAAUGAAGAAGCCAGCCAGAUAUGCAUGAAAGGAGC
Messenger RNA from Blastomyces gilchristii SLH14081, 4287 nucleotides. RefSeq names its product cell division control protein. Gene Ontology annotation, molecular function: phospholipid binding; protein binding. Bases 606 to 3524 code for a protein of 972 amino acids. NCBI's taxonomy places the organism in Eukaryota, Fungi, Ascomycota, Eurotiomycetes, Onygenales, Ajellomycetaceae. The transcript has 8 exons. The record is from RefSeq and is a predicted model, not a curated record. Gene Ontology annotation, cellular component: mitotic actomyosin contractile ring, proximal layer; cytoplasmic side of plasma membrane; cell division site. Gene Ontology annotation, biological process: cytoskeleton organization.